AUGGAACCUGUCAACAAAUCAGGAAAACGGAGACGAGGGGAAUGUAGAAAUCGGAAGGUGACCCACAAAGCUCCCCCAGAGGGGCAGAUGUUUCCAGAUGUUGGGAGCCAAGAAGAGCUGGAUCUGUACAGUGUGAAUAGACAGGGUCUUUCAGCGCUGCACAUGGCCUGCCUUUACGGCCAGCUGGCUACCAUUCAGCUGCUGGUGGAGUCCAGGCAAGGGGAGGUCAACAGCAGCGAUAAUCAGGGUCGCCGGCCUGUUCACAUGGUCCUGUCCCCCCAGAGCUCACCCAACACCGCCUCGUGCCUCAUUUGCCUGCUGGAGCACGGGGCUGACAUCAACACUACCACAGAUUCAGGGGAGACCCCGCUGCACCUGGCCGCCGCUGAAGGCCUCCUGAGCUGCACAGAGACCCUCAUGCAGGCCGGAGCCGAUGCGCUGGCCCGGGACAGCAUGGGACAAACUCCUCUGGAUUUGGCCCGCAUCUGGUGCCACAGGGAGGUGGCAAGGUAUCUGAAAAGCUGCAUGUGGCAAACUGAUAAGAAGAAAGAAAUGCAGGAGAGGAAGCUGGGUCAAACUUUAUACAUUGAUCUCAUGGAUAUGGUCAAAUUAAAUAAAAUCAAUAAAAAGACAGUUAUAGAUGAGAAAAUGACAGAGUGGGCGAACCAAAAAGGUCUUCCUCUCCUGAAGGAAUUCUCCCCCAGAGUCUUGGUGAGCCAGUACCACACCCAGUGCCUCGGUUCUGAUCCAAAACACCAGCCAGGAGGUCAUCUGGAGGACAAAAACAUCCCCACUAAGCAACCUCCAGCCUCCUCCCCUGGACCCUGGACCAUCUUCACGGGCCUCCAACCAGAAAAGCCCCUCAGGGAGCCGGACCUCCGGGACAAAGUGACGGUGCUGGGGGGCAGCCGGCAGCCUCAGUACACCACCCAGUGGGACAGCAGACGCCACCCCGCCCCCGACCUGCCUCUGGAUGUCCUCCAGAGGGUGUUGUUCCCCAGAGCCUUCCCUUCCAGGAUCGCCUCCCCACGGUACUUUGAGCCAAAGGACAUUGUGGAGGUCCAGCACAGAGGAUACCCCCAGGGGCGGAGCACCUCCCCCUGGACAGAGGUGGCCAUGCACUUGGCUGAAGUGCUGGAGCCCGGACAUUACUGAACAAAGGAAGAGCUUAAACAACACCUGCAUUAGUAAAUGUCUGAAAGGAAUGGAUUAAAAAUAUCCAUUAUGUAAACUUGAUGGUAGAUAACAUGCCAUCAAAUGAUCUGAACAAAUAUAAUUAUUGUGCUUAGGAGGAUUCUAUUUUAGGAAAUGUUUUGUAAGGACAUCUAGCAGUGUCCUCUAUGUAAUCUCACUUCGAGUUGAAACAGUCUCAACAGUAGACCUUCCCUAACACAAAAUCCCCCUCCCCCCUCCUAGACUUCAAGCCCAGUGACAAAAUUAAAAAUGCCACACACCCCAGAUGCUGCGCCUCCAAACGCGGGGUGAAAGGAGGGGUGAGUGAAAGGUGAGAAAACCUCAGUGAACUGGGUCACCUGUCUCAGAUGAGUCCCUGCACUUUCUCUGCUCCCCCCAGGGAACUGACUCGGGGUCCAGGUGAGGGCUUGUCAACAGCGUGUGUGUGUGACUGGGAGCUGUGGCCUGUCAGCUAAAGGUGUGGGUGUGUGGUUGUUUUGUCUUUUUAGCUUUACUUCACAACUCAGUGGGGGUCAAAGUGCACACUAGCCUCAACCUCACUGUGACCGAGACACAUGGGACCUGGAUAACACCAGCUAGACUGACUGCCACACACACACACACAUUUUUAGACAGUGAAGUUCAGGGUGUAACAGGAAAAUCCAUCGUACUACACAUUUUAUUUAACAUUAAAUAAGUGAAGAUUUAAUUGGAAAUGUUGAGGAUCUAUUUUUCCGUGAAAA
Gymnodraco acuticeps is the source of this 1916-nucleotide messenger RNA. RefSeq names its product ankyrin repeat domain-containing protein 53 (gene ankrd53). The coding region runs from base 1 to 1155 and encodes 384 amino acids. The transcript has 6 exons. The record is from RefSeq and is a predicted model, not a curated record. Gene Ontology annotation, biological process: positive regulation of microtubule polymerization; regulation of mitotic spindle organization; mitotic metaphase chromosome alignment. Lineage: Eukaryota; Metazoa; Chordata; Actinopteri; Perciformes; Bathydraconidae. Gene Ontology annotation, molecular function: protein binding. Gene Ontology annotation, cellular component: spindle pole.